This is a messenger RNA of Rotaria socialis, 1155 nucleotides long. The record is from the annotation of a GenBank genome assembly. NCBI's taxonomy places the organism in Eukaryota, Metazoa, Rotifera, Eurotatoria, Philodinida, Philodinidae.
AUGAUUUAUGAUAAUACGAAAAGAGCUCAUGAACGUUUUCAGUCGUUAUUAAUGGAUCUACAUUUUCUCAAAUACUGUCGAUCUCAGGAUGUUAUUCCGAAAUUUCUUUGGUUCAAAACGGCGAACAAGGUGCUUUCACUUUCGUCAGCUUAUAAGGAAUGUCAAAGACGUUUACUGAACGCUGAAAUCAAUUCAAAAUAUAAAUACCUCAAUAUCCUGAAAAAAAAUUACUAUUUGUUUUUGGAUGAACUGAAAAAUAGUGUACCUGAUACUAUAUUUCAACAUGUUUUGGAGUAUAUUAUUGAUCGUUCACGUGCAGUAUUAUAUAAAAGGGAGAACAAAUUAAGAGAGAAGAUGAGUAGACAUGAACAACUUAAUAGAAAAUUUGAUCCCGUCGAUGGUAACGUCGUUAAGAACCUCUCUUCCCGUAUAUUAUCAAAUAAAGAAGUUGAAUGUCUCGCGCAUGGCUUAAACUACGGUCUUAUUCCUAGAAAGGUUGAUGAUAUUAACAUUAUUAGUAAUAUUGAAAAUUUUUUCCAUCGAGUUACUGAUAUUUCUCAACAUCAUAAGAAGCUGUUUUCUGAACUUAAGGAAAAAAAUACAAUUGUUGAUUCUGAUGUUCGUGUUAUUACUUCAAAAGAAUUGACAUUGGCAAAUAGUCUACGUUCAAUUACUGAUUCAUUUCGUUCUCAUGCUUAUCAUUUCGGACAAAUACAAAAUAGGAUCAAUGCUGAACAACAAAAAUAUCGUAAUAUAUUAGGAAAAUUAAAACAAGACAAGUCGAUUAUUGUUAUUCGUCCCGAUAAAGGCAGAGGAAUUGUUUUAUUAAAUAAAGGCGAGUAUUUAUCAAAGAUCCAUGUUAUACUUAAUGAUUCUAGUAAAUUUAAAUGUCUGUCAGAUGAUCUUACAAUUACCCGUGAAACUAAAUUAACAAAGUUGUUGAAUAGGUUACAUGAUGAAGGACACAUUUCCGAUCAAUUUUGGGUAAUGGCAAAGCCUACUGGUUCUAUUCCUGGACGUCUUUACGGAUUACCAAAAACACAUAAAAAGGAUGUUCCACUUAGACCAGUGCUCUCAGCAAUCGGGACGUUCAACUAUGGACUUUCUAAAGCUCUGUUACAAAUAUUGUCAAACAUCAUAAAAAAAAGAAUAUGA